GGGCCCAGGCCCCAGCGGGGCACCUCCAGCCACCCCCGUGAGGCGGGGGCUCUGUCACAGUGGGUCCCUGCCCAAACGGGGGGCGUGCGGUGGUGAUGUCACAAUGGCCACUGUGACCCGCGGGGCGAGGAGCAGAUAAAAGGCUGCUGGGCUCGGGCCGUGCCUCAGUGCGAUUUGGUGAGUUGGGGAGAGAGCAGGGAGGAGGGGGCUGGCCGGGGCUGCCGAGGGAGGAGGGGUCCCACACCUCGGGCCCGUGCUACAGACUCACCCUCGUCCUGCUUCUCCCUCAGGGUCGGCAGAGGAGCGUGUGGAGGAGAAACCCCGGCACUGCUGGGGCAGCGACUCUCCAAGUGCUCGCUGUCGAAGUGCACCAUGUCUGCAAUGAAGCGGAAGGCUCCCGACUCGAGGGAACAAGGUGAGAGAAAAGCAUCCCAUCCCACAGGAGGGCGGGGAGGGGCUGGGGGGGGUGCCUGUGGCUGAGAGGGGAGGCAGGGGCAGGCAGGGGCUCCCCAACCACCCCGGGGCAGGGCCCCUCUGCUCCUUGGCAGGGGGGGCCCAGGUCGGGCUGUGGGUGCCUGCUGGGACCCUUGUGCCUGCUGUGCCCCCUUCCCCUCCACAGCCUCUGGCCCUGCCCAUCAGCCAGCGUGGCAGGGACAGAACAGGCCCUCGGGGACAGUCCCUCAGGGACACCUGGCCCCGCAAAGGCGCUCAAUGGCUGUGCCGUUUGCUCUCUCCCCUCCAGCAUGCAUGCUGUGUGGCCGGGCAGAUGCUGACCCAAACAUCUGCGGCCCCAAACACAAAAGGAAUGGGCUCUGUGCCCACGCGUUUUGCCUGGUGAGUUCUCCGUGGCUCCUGUCAGCAUCCCACCAGGGACGGUCCCUUCCUCUACGACCCCUAAUGAGAUCCUGCUCUUUUCUCUUCUACAGUAUUUUGUGGAUAGCCUUUCACGGCGUGGAAGCAUGCGCAAACACAUAGAGGGGUACCGUCCUGACGACAUCCGAUGCGCGAUCAAGCGGGCAUCCCAGAAGGUGAGGACCUGAUGGGGAACAGGGAGGUUUGUGCCAGGAGAUGCUCCCGCAAGCUUAGCCUGGACCCCAAGGAAGCAAUCCCAGCCUUUCCAACCUGCUCCGGGACAAACUGCUGCUCUGGCAGACGAGCCUCGUCCGCCAGGCGGGUCUGCAGAGUGUGACCCAGCAGCGCCCGCACCCUGUGCCCUGCCCUGCCCAGGGGUGUGGGGCCAGCGGUGGCGGCGGCAUCGAGCCUGCUGCUAAUGGGGCUGCUGUGUUCUUUUCAGCAAUGCUUCGUUUGUGGCGAGCGAGGGGCCACCAUCACCUGCACGGAGACGGGCUGUGAACGCAGCUUCCAUCUCCCCUGCGCCUCGGAGGGAGAAUGUGUCACCCAGUUCUUUGGGCGGUACAGGUCCUUCUGCUGGGAGCACCGCCCUCAGCAGGCAGUGCAGGCAGCUCCAGAGCAGGACACCACCUGCACCAUCUGCAUGGACCCUGUGGGGGACAGCAAGUCCUACCACACCAUGGUGUGCCCAGCCUGCAGUCACGCCUGGUUCCACCGGGGCUGCAUCCAGGAACUGGCCAUACACACAGACAAUCACCGCAUCAAGUGCCCCGUCUGCAGAAACAGGGAGUUUCGUUCAGAAAUGUCCAUCAUGGGGAUCCGAGGGAUCCGAGUCCCAGUCAGAGGACCAGCCUGGGAGAACAACAACGCCUCUGCAUCGCUGCAAGAGAGGUGCCGGCGCUGUACUGCCAGGGAAUGCCUUUACCCACAAGGCAGGGAGCAGGCGGAGGGACAGGGGCCCUGGCAGCUGCUCCUGUGCCGCUCCUGCGCUGCCGAAGGCACCCACCGGCGCUGCUCCAACUUGACCAACAGCGCAGGCACCUGGGAGUGCGACAGCUGCGCUGGCGUGGGCACCAGCAGCCAGGCAGCACUGUGGCCAUUACAAGGGAUCCUGGUGACUGACAGUAGAAGACGGGAGAGAGGACCGGACGACGAUCCGCCAUGUACUUUGGGCACCAGGCACCUUUAA
Molecule: messenger RNA, 2041 nt
Organism: Cygnus atratus (black swan)
Lineage: Eukaryota; Metazoa; Chordata; Aves; Anseriformes; Anatidae
Product: PHD finger protein 7-like
Cellular component (GO): nucleus
Source: RefSeq, a predicted model, not a curated record